Molecule: messenger RNA, 1616 nt
Organism: Lutzomyia longipalpis
Lineage: Eukaryota; Metazoa; Arthropoda; Insecta; Diptera; Psychodidae
Gene: Atg14
Product: beclin 1-associated autophagy-related key regulator
Exons: 3
Coding region: 136-1530 (464 amino acids)
Biological process (GO): autophagosome assembly; mitophagy; cellular response to starvation
Cellular component (GO): extrinsic component of omegasome membrane; phosphatidylinositol 3-kinase complex, class III; extrinsic component of phagophore assembly site membrane
Source: RefSeq, a predicted model, not a curated record
AGAUGUAAAUGUCAUUUUAAACGUCAAACAGCUGUCUAGCAAAAUAUUAAAAUAAUUAAAAUUAAAAAAUUGUUUUUGUGUUAAAAAAAAACUAAUUGUACAUAAUUCCUCGCUUUCCCGUGUGCACAAUGUACAAUGGCAGGGAGUAAUAAUUCCGACGACAGCAACCGUGCGCCAGAAAACUUUCAUUUGUCCUCAUCCAACGAGGGAACGGAAAGCUUGGGUCAAUCCGCAAAGUGUCCAUUGUGUCUGAACCAAGCCAGGGCGUUCUACUGCUGCGACUGUCUCACAAAUGGGGACUUCCACUCCAAGAAGAAUUGGUCCAAUGAAAGGUUUGCAGAAAAAAAGAUCCACUGGCUAAAUCAACAAUCCAAUUCCAAGACGAUGGAGAUUAAGUGUGGCCAUCUGAUGCAGAAGCAUAGCCGCGCUGAAGGUCUCCGGACACGGAUAAAGUUAAAGGAGCAGCGAGUGACGCUGCUGAAGAAGCAAAUUGCGGAUAUCCGGAGUCGCAUGGAGAGUGGCCAGAAGGAAUUGACUGCUCUUAAUCAGAGGAACAAGGAACUGCAGCGCACACUGCCGAGAUAUGGGUACAAAGUGCGCGAGCUGGAUGACUAUGUGACGAACAAGCUCAGCGCACUGGACAAGCAUUGGGCUGAUCACAUAGCUGUCCGGACGGAGCUGAAGAAGCUAAUACGGAGCAGCAUUAGUCGCCUCAUUCACUACAUCUUCCCCAUAGAGCGAUCUGUGAGGGAAAGUGCUAGUGGGCAGAGUACAGCGAAAGAACUUGCGGAUGCAACGCACACAGCCUACAUACGGGGACAGUGGGUACUGCAGGACAGCUUAGGAGAGGUUCAGCACACAAUAGUUGCUCCGUACCUUCCUGGAAAUGGUGAUUACUCCGCCUACUGCGACUGGGUGGCAACACACAAAGACGGUGUACCGGCAAAUACGAGUGACAAAGACACCACAAUUGACCAUAAUCCUGCUUUUAGGAUUAGUGCUGCUCUCACGUACACGGCACAACUUGUGCAGGUGCUCAGCUACUACCUGGACGUAACGUUGCCCUUCAAAAUGAGCUACAGCGAUUUCUGCAGCAGCUACAUGAACGAAAGCAGCUUCAAUAGGCGCGUUGCACGGCUCAAUGCAAACAUCUUUUUCCUCUGCUACGCACAACGUGUGCGACUUUCUGACCUCAAUCCCAUGCACACCAUUGAGAACAUUCAAACGCUUUUGCAGCUUGAGCACAGCGAUCUAGGGUGGAUGGGACACAUGGAGCCCACAAAUACACCAACUAAAUCCGUGGAGUCCCUACUAAAGAUCGGGCUAGAGUGUGGCAAUGAUUCGGAAUCCGAAGAUGAAAAUAGUUUUCCAUACGAAUGGGAGGCAGUUCCGCACCUUUCGCCAUUGGAUGUGGCAUCACCCACACCAUCUGUGCCCACUGCCCAGAAUCCCCUUCAGACUGCCAGCUUGGUGACUAGUGCAGCUGCCUCAAUUGCAUCCAUUUGGCGAGGAUGGACAGCGCAAAAGUGAAAUUUAAUUAGCAAUCUACAUCACUUUAGACAUUUUUGUGACAUCAUUUUAAUUUCAAAUAAAUCUUUCUUUGAUUAAAUUACUAA